UCGGAGCGCGCUGGGACAGCGGGAGGUGGCCCUGCCAUGGCACGGGUGGCACCGGGCGCUCGUUAAGGUCCCUCGCAGCCCGAACCAUUCCAAGGUUCCACGGCCCCGGGCUGCCCCUCUGUGACAUCAGCCCGGCCCGGGGGCACCGCGGGGCCCUGGGGCUGCAGGUGCCACCUCUGCUCCGGCUCUGCCGCCUGCUGCGCUGGCACCGAUGGCUCUGCUGGGGCUGCUCGUCCUGCUGGGCCUGGCCGGGCCCGCGGGGGGCACCUGGGACACCUGCAGAGGCACCUGCGGGCUCCGGCCCAUGGCGUCUGACCACAGCUCGCUGGUUCAGGAUUCCAAGCCCUCAGACGGUGACCACGGAGCCUUGGGUUCUUCUUCCAACGCCACUUCCCUCACCAAGAGCGGCCCCGGUGUCCCUUCAGGGACCUGGCCCGGCAUUGUCAGCAUCCAGGCCACGCUGGAGAACGGCACGUGGCACAUGUGCUCGGGGGCCCUCAUCCACCCCCAGUGGGUCCUCACGGUGGCCCACUGCUUCUUCAGGCCUGGGAACAUCUCCAGGUGGGAGGUGGUGAUCGGGGCCACGGAUCUCACCCAGCCGGGCCCCGAGGUCGAGCUGCGCCACAUCCGGAGGCUCCUGGUGCACCAGCACUACGUGGCCACCGCGGCCAGGAACAACAUCGCCCUGCUGGAGCUGGCGCAGCCCGUGGAGUGCAGCGACUACAUCCAGCUGGCCUGUGUGCCCGACAGCUCCCUGGCAGUGCCCGAGCUGAAAACCUGCUACAUCGCGGGCUGGAGAGCCGCCCCGGGCAGCGCUCCCGGCCCGCGCCUGGCGCUGCAGGAGGCCAAGGUCCGGCUGAUGGACGCCCAGCUGUGCAACAGCAGCCGCUGGUACGGGGGGGCCCUGCACCCCCAGGACCUGUGCGCGGGGUACCCGCGGGGCGGCAUCGACACCUGCCAGGGGGACAGCGGGGGUCCCCUGGUCUGCAAGGACAACGUCGGUGACUACUUCUGGCUCGUGGGAUUGGCCAGCUGGGGCAGAGGCUGUGCCGGAGAGAAACGACCUGGGAUCUUCACCUCCACCCAGCACUUCCAUGGAUGGAUCCAGGCCCAGUUGGGAUUGGCCUCAGGAGACUCAGCCCCGCCAACACCAGAGCCAGCCGUGACCUCAACCCCAACCCCCACCCCAACUACGACCCCCACCCUGGCCACAAACCCGACCCCCACCCCGACCCCGACCCCGACCACGACCCCAACCCCCACCCCGACCCCCACCCCAACUGUUAAUGAGGAGCCACCAGAACCAGAACUGGAACCAGAACAAGAAUUGGAAUUGCAGCCAGAACCUGACACGUUUAUAACAAUUUCACUCCCCGAAGACAUCCUGCUGAGAUUCCUUGGGAUCCUGCAGAAGAUCUUGGAGUUCCUGAAGGACAAAAUGGGUUGA
Messenger RNA from Corvus hawaiiensis (hawaiian crow), 1447 nucleotides. Its product is annotated as acrosin-like. Gene Ontology annotation, biological process: proteolysis; acrosome reaction. The transcript is spliced from 5 exons. Lineage: Eukaryota; Metazoa; Chordata; Aves; Passeriformes; Corvidae. Gene Ontology annotation, molecular function: serine-type endopeptidase activity. The record is from RefSeq and is a predicted model, not a curated record. Bases 212 to 1447 code for a protein of 411 amino acids.